This is a messenger RNA of Branchiostoma belcheri (Belcher's lancelet), 1017 nucleotides long. RefSeq names its product retinol dehydrogenase 13-like. Bases 12 to 989 code for a protein of 325 amino acids. The record is from RefSeq and is a predicted model, not a curated record. The transcript has 6 exons. Lineage: Eukaryota; Metazoa; Chordata; Leptocardii; Amphioxiformes; Branchiostomatidae.
CCGUUGGUGAGAUGGACUCGCUACAGGCAGGCCUCGUCGCCCUCUCUGGGAUACUUAUAAUAGUAGCCACAGUGGUGCUUCUGAGGCGGUACUUCGGCGGAGGUGUGUGCCGCAGUAACGCACGGCUGGACGGGAAGACAGUCGUCAUCACCGGGGGGAACGCUGGCAUCGGCAAGGAGACGGCAAGGGACCUCGCCAAAAGAGGUGCCCGAGUGAUCCUCGCCUGCAGAGACCCGAAAAGGGCCGAGGAAGCUGCUGCAGAGAUUCGGAAGGACACCGGAAACGGAAAUGUCGUCGUAGAGAAGCUGAACCUCGCGUCGCUCAACUCCGUCCGAGAGUUCGCGGCUAAAUUCAACGCUGAUGAAUCUCGACUGGACAUUCUUAUCAACAAUGCUGGAAUCAUGACGUGCCCACAGUGGAGGACAGAAGACGGUUUUGAGAUGCAGUUCGGCACGAACCACCUGGGUCACUUCCUCCUCACCAACCAGCUGCUGGACAAACUCAAGACGUCCGCCCCCAGCCGGGUCGUCACCGUCGCCUCGUCUGGUCACGCAGUCGGACAUAUCCACUUCGAUGACAUCAACUUGGAGGAGAGUUACACUCCAAUAAAGGCGUACGGGCAGAGCAAGCUGGCCAACGUGCUGUUCACCAAGGAACUGGCACGGAAAAUUAAAGGAACGGGGGUGACGGCCUACUCCCUCCACCCGGGCGGCAUCAACACGGGCCUCCAGCGGCACCUGGGCGACUCCUACGGCUGGUGGUUUACCCUCAUCAAACCGCUGUUUGCCGGUGGUUUGAGUCUGUUUGGGAAGACUCCCCAGCAGGGCGCGCAGACUACCAUUCACUGCGCGGUGUCGGAGGGUCUGGAGACGUCUUCAGGGCUAUACUUCACUGACUGCGCUCCGAAAGAACCGAUUCCAGAGGCCAAAGAUGAAGCAGUUGCCAAGAAACUCUGGGAGCUCAGCGAGAAAAUGGUCGGCCUGAAGUAGAAAUAUAACAUUUCCUAAUAACCAAUGG